ACUACAUCAUGCAUCGCUCCUCCUACCUACAGAUGGCGGCUCCCGACACACAAAACAGACCUUUCAUCAUGGUUAUGGAGUGUAUCAAAUAGACUUCCACAAGGGCUGACACACGCCCACCUGAUAGAAAACUGGAAGCAUGUAACAGAUCACUCAGAAGACUUUUAAAGACACCUGUCUGUCUGUUUUUCAUCUGUAUAAAAUGUCAAGUUUCCUCAAGAAGCACAUUACCUCUAUGGUAAAAGAAAUUAUUCCACUUGGUAUACCACGACGCAACAAUUUAGAUGCCACGUUUCAUCCUGUGUCAGGUGGUCCAUGUCUUGAACCUUCUGAGAAGUCUCCAAAACUCCUGAUCUCACUGCCUAAAUGCAUCCCACCGCCUAAAUGCAUCCCACCCACCGAAAACCCUGAGCUGGAGCAGAGGGACAAGUCCACUUCAGCUGCACUCAAAGCCUCCAACAAGCGAACAGAACAGGAUGGUAUUCUGAAUUGCAAAGUUGUUCUGAAAAAACUACAACCAAACCAUGGCAACAGUAAGAAUGUCUCUCUUAAUCCCACGGUUAAAAAGGACAAUCUGCGAAGGAACAGUACUUACAACAGAGACAGAGAACUUUCUUUUGCUCUCAGUAAAGAGCUGAAUGAAAACCUGAGGGUUGGAGGAAGUUUGUUUCAGUCAGCUGUGAAGGAUCGGAGACAUACUCUUCCUCAGCCAUCUCACUACAGGCAAAAUCCUGAGAGCCAUAAUUCCUGCUCAUUCCAGCAGAGACCCAAAACCUCUGUUCACCAACCUCAUGAGAAAAUAGACCACAAAACCUCCCAUUGUAGCAACAUGUCCUUAGAGAAGGAAUUGAGCACCUCUCAACAGAAGACUAGUCCAGAGGGCAGGCUGUCCUUAACUGCCAAGAGAAAAAGAGAGGGUAGUACAGACAGUGAGAAGGAAGUUAAACGGCCAUGUGUUGAUUUCCAACCCACCCCCAGCUCUUCCAUUGUAACCUCACCUGUAAAAUUUGUCAGACGUGCUUUUGUGAAGUCCAGCAAUGACUUAGUGAUAACUAUAAAUGAGAAACAGUCCCCUACAAAGCUGCCUUCCGCAUCAAACACCAACAACAGACCAAGACCUUCAUCCACCAUCCCCAAGCAGCUUUUUAAGGACUCAAACAUGGGAAGUGACAAACUUCACUCAUUUCAACUCACUAAAUCACCCACAACUGCAGAGCCUAAAGAUGUUAUGCCUAAAAAUCUCAAAACUCCACCCAGCCAACCGCAUUUACGCAAAGUCUCUCCAAAGUCAAGCACGGCGUUCGAUAACAUCGAUACCCUCUUUACUCCAGACUAUUGCUUUUCAUCGCCCAAAACUCAUAACAAAAAAACAAAUGGUGAGAGAGAAAUUUGUACUGUCUCCACACACACAAGCCCCUCGUCCAGCCAUGAGGAGGGUGUUCAAAUUCGUUCAUCCCCCCAUCAGACUGAUCUAAGAUCACCCAGCUUUGCGGAGCAAGCCAGUUCAUGUAAGAUGGAACCGGAUGAAAGAACACUGUUGAAAGUGGAGCAGUCACGCAGCCCCAAGGCUAUCAUGCCUGGCCCAGCUGCGUCGGUGAAAGUAGAAGGAUCAAGAGAACAGAAGUGCUCCCCCCUGUGGAAAGAUCCCUUAGAUAUUGAGCUGGGAGACGACUCGGGCGAUGAGUUGAGAGAAAGCUGUGCUAUCAGCCUGAGCAGCAGUAGCAGUAGUCAUGAAGAUGAGCAGCUGCCAUCCCUGCGGGACAUCCUGGACUGGAGUGUCCGUGUGCCGGUAACUCCCGAAAAAGAUGCUUUCUCAGAGCCCAACACACCGGUCAAAAAAGCUGCACCUGAGGCAGUGAAAACCAAAGCCGUUAGUUAUAUAAAUACACUGGAGCAGAUGCUGCAAGAGAAGGAACAAUAUCAGAGGUCAAAAGAGUUGGAGAGACAGUUACUUGAGUCAUGUGAAGAGGAUCUGCUGAAUUUAUAUGAGGAUGAGAACAGUGAAAAUAAAGAGGAAGACAUCUCACUUGAGCAAAGGGAAUUUUUGCAAAAGUUCUCGGUCGCCUCAAGUGCCAUCAGGGACAUCCACCCAGGAGAGGAAGUAUUCACACCUGCUAAGUUUGGUCGACUCUUCAACCACCAGACGCUGGACCUGAGGAAGAUUAGCGUGACUCCACACAACAGAUCACAACAAAUCCUCCUUCAGGCCCGUACUGAACAUGUGUUGUCUCUGAUCAGUGCUGGCUUGUUGAGGAAAGCCUAUUUUUCUUUCCCUUGUCAGCCUGAGGUUACACGCUGGCUUUUCCAGAUGAUGUCAGUUCACCCAAACCCUGUCAUAUCCUCAUUGAUCCUGCAGUCCCUGCAAAACAUUGCUCUGUCAGCUGCUCAACACAUCGUUGAACACCACAACCAAAGUUUCAAAGUGUGGGAACCCUCUAUACGGGACAUCACUCUGGUUUUCCUGAACAUGGGGGCGUCGUUCAUCAGUCUCUUCCCUCUGGAGGCCCUUCAACCCCCUUUUAAUGAGGGAGACUUUUUAGAGGCCUUUCAGCCAGAAGACACCAGCCAAGACAGAGUGAUAUCUGACAUGAAAGACAGUGCCACUUUACCAAUGCAUAAUUUAGAGAGUGUUCUCAAGUACCUCUCUCUGUGUACUGCGCUGUGUCCGAGAGCGUACACUGACGAGGAGCUGCUGUUGCUUCUGGCGGUGGUGUGUAGAAUUGGACUGGAGACUCAUUUUCAGCUGCUACCAACUGGAGACUUCAGCCUCCUGCUUCAGAAUCUGCUCAAAAACAUCACAAACUGGGAUGUACAGAUAUCUAAAGCUUGCCAGAUUCUGACUGAUUUGUCAGAUGAUCAUCACAACCUCAGGAGACUCGUUUAUCUUCUGCCAGAUAGCACUCGUGGAAAGCAAUUAAAACGGCACCUAAGUGUGUCUAUCAUCUCAAAGCUAUUGAAUCACACCUGCACUUACAAACUCUCAGGCACAGAGUUUACGCUAUCUGAGCUGAAACCUUUCCUACCUCAAAUGCGUCCCUCAUCCCUACUGAAAGUCCUCAGGUCUGCAAGGAGAGCAGAGGACUGUGAUGCCACUCUAGACCAACAAGCAUAUUACCUCUGCUACAGCCUUUUGACUUUGACAAAUGAAGCCUCCAAUUUUGAGUUUUUACCCUCAACCCAGAGAAAUGAUCUGCGGAGUCUUUCUUCUCAGCUGGAGAAGCACAUUAAGUGUGACAUAAGGGAGAGCGAGAAAAUGCUGUACAGAAGCAAGGUGAAAGACUUUGUGGCAAGAAUAUACACAAAGUGGCAGGUGCUUCUCAGACGAACAAGGCCUCAGGAGGGAAAGCUGUAUGAUUAUUGGAAGCCCCCACCAGAGGAUGAGGUGCCCAGCAGUCCUCAGGGCCAGUCCUGCAUCAAAGCACAAGACACUUCAGUGAGUACAGAAGAAACUCUGACCGCGGAGUGGAGCAGUACAGAGUCAGACGAAGAUGCUGAGAGCAAAAAGGGAGAUGAGGACUUGCCAAAAGAGUGUGAGGAGAAGAUGGAACGAGGCAAUGAAAAUUGUGUGGAGGACAUCAGCGAUGUAGAGGAGAAAAGUGAAGAGCCAAAGCAACAGCUGAUGGAGCUAGGUGAUGCAAAGUUGGAAGAAAUAUCCGAUGAAAAACUGUUUGAAAGUCACGAAGACUUAGAGAAUGACGACGACGAUGAUCUCAUGAAACGAGAGGAGGAGCUUCUUAAAGAUGAAGAGCCUCAUGAAGAAGUCCGAAAGCAUAUACCUGUAGAAGAAAACAAUGAGGCAUUAGAGGAGCUUGAGGACUUGUUAGAGAAAGAUAAGGAGCUGUUAGAGAUGAAAGAGGGAAUGGAGGAAGGGAUUUGAGAGGGGAUGUAUUUGGAUUCGGAGGAGUCUUGAGAAAGAAUAGUUGAAACAUUCUCAGGUCAUGUUAGAAUCUUACACCACACUUUUGUUGCCCUCAAUUCAUAUGCACAUUAUUUAAGGAUUUUUCCAUUAACGAAUAGUCUUUCAGUGACACGUGAUGCUUAUAGUUGUUUACAUCUUGUUUAUAAUAUAUAUUCUGAGUAUAUUGUUUUUACAAGGUUCAUCUCUUUUAAGAAAUAAGGUCUAUUAAUAAAUGUUUGGCCCUGGUUUCUCUGAAAACGAGACCUUAAACAUUUUUUAUUUACAUAUAUUUCAUUUGUUGAAACGUAACAUCUAUUAGGUUAAUGUGCACACUGGUAGUUAUUAGGAUCUGCUCUUUAUGCUGCUGUGUAAUCUAUUCCAUUAAUUUUUUUAGUUUGCCAAAAACCUGGGGUAUCUUUAUCCAGACAAUAUAACAGCAAAAGCAAGGGCUUAAAUCAUUGUCAACCUUUUCUGUAGGUUUCUGGAUGUUUAAGCAUCCCAUUAGGUAUAGUGGAUAUAGUGUAUUUUUUAUUAUUUGUUGUUGUUGGCAAUCCAGUCUUCCUCAAAAAAAGAAAAAAUUCACAGUGAUGUUUAUCAUAAGGAUUAAUUAUUUAAAAAGGCUGUAUUUCUUAAAAAGAUAUCAAAUCCUUUGGUUAUUUUUUAUGAAAAUAAAUACUUCCGAUAAAAAA
Messenger RNA from Rhinichthys klamathensis goyatoka, 4587 nucleotides. It is a transcript of the gene slf2, whose product is annotated as SMC5-SMC6 complex localization factor 2. The record is from RefSeq and is a predicted model, not a curated record. NCBI's taxonomy places the organism in Eukaryota, Metazoa, Chordata, Actinopteri, Cypriniformes, Leuciscidae. The transcript has 22 exons. The coding region runs from base 203 to 3877 and encodes 1224 amino acids.